AUGCCUGCUAAGAUGGCCCUGGCCAGUUCGGUUGCUAGCCAACCAGUACCACCACGCUCUGGAAACGUUUCUGUGGCUGGGGUGGAAGAGCACCAGAGCAAGCUAGAUUUCUUCUGCAAGCUGGGCUACGGUAAGCAGGACAUCUGCAAAGUGCUGGAGAACCUGGGUCAAGAGGCCCUGGAGGAUGAUGUGCUGAAAGAGCUGAUUCGGAUGGGGAGCAAACCUCAAGCUCUGGAGAGCCAAGCUCAGCCUUUCCCCCUAGAACUUGUUGCCCGUGGAUCGUGUAGCACCACAUCAGGGUCGAAGUGGCUUGGAGAGGAUGGAGGGGAUUCUUCCGAUUACUUGAGACCCAUCGUGAUCGAUGGCAGCAACGUUGCAAUGAGUCAUGGAAACAAAGAAGUGUUCUCCUGCUGGGGCAUCCAGCUGGCAGUGGAUUGGUUUCGAGAGAGGGGACACACGUACAUCAAGGUUUUUGUGCCACUCUGGAGAAAGGAGCCACCUCGACAAGACAGUCCCAUUGCAGAUCAGCACAUUCUUGAAGAACUUGAAAAGCAAUCGAUCCUUGUGUACACCCCGUCCCGGAAGGUGAAAGGCAAGAGGGUAGUUUGCUACGAUGAUCGCUAUAUAGUGAAAGUUGCUUAUGAGAGAGAUGGAGUCAUUGUUUCCAAUGACCAUUACCGGGAUCUCCAGAACGAAAACCCUGAGUGGAAAUGGUUUAUUGAGCAGCGACUACUCAUGUACUCUUUUGUCAGUAACAGGUUUAUGCCUCCUGAUGAUCCGUUAGGCCGGCAUGGACCCACUCUUAAUAACUUCCUCAGCAAAAAGCCAGUGCUUCCUGAACCAAAAUGGCAGUCUUGCCCCUAUGGUAAAAAAUGCACCUAUGGCAAUAAAUGUAAAUUUUACCAUCCAGAGAGACCACUUCAAGCUCAGGUCUCAGUUGCUGAUGAGCUCAGGGCCAAAAUCAAGGUGCCGUUAAGCCUGAGGAAAGAGAAGUGUAACCACUUGCUGUACAGGACCAGAGGGGAGCCUGCGCCCCGUGACACCUGCUCAGAAAUGCUACGAGAAGCCGGCGGCUGUGCGGGGGCUUCCUGCUACCCACGGUGGCCCCAGGGGACCUGUCCUGAGCACCUGCCCCCUGCCUGGGCCAGCAGCCCCGGUUCUGACCCGGGGCUGAACCAGCAGUUGCUAUGGCCAGAGCCGCUGCCUGACCAGCCUCUCUUGGAGAAGAUGUCAGUGCUAUCCAUCAGUGAUGGCACCUACAGCUACAACUGGUCCACAGAUACCUCUCAUGACAGAGAGUUGACAGACAGCCCUCAUCACUGUGGUGACCUCAAGCUCAACCCAUAUUCGCUUCGUCACCCCCACAGCUUGGACCACACCUGCUUACCAGGAUGCCCUUUCCAGCAAAGAGUGCUCCCACCUGCGUGGGGCGGGGUGCGCCCAGUGCACAGUUGGCCUCAGGAGUGUUGUGGCCUGCACGGGAGGGCUCAGAGGAGCCACUAUGUCCCUGAUGGUGGUCGGCACAAAGGGGCCCUGGAGGCGCAGCACCCCCUUUUGCCGCAGGCUGCAGCUCUUCUCCCUGGCCCGCGUCACUUGUACGGAGAGCCGCAGCAGCAGCAGCAGCAGCGCUGCUUCCCCGGCCCGCCCCCACCACAGCCCUUUCUGUUAGACUCCAGGGACCAGCUGGGCUUCCUCCAGAAAGCCCACGCUCGCCACGAUGCCUCUUAUGGUGAGUACUGGCCCACCCCUGCUGCGAGGUCACCCUCUGCCCAGCAAGUGAACCAUGUCAUGGCUUUGUGCCCCGGUAUUAAGGACCUUGCUAGCUUGACUUCACCAACUCAAAGGCACAGAAACUUGUGA
Merops nubicus (carmine bee-eater) is the source of this 1860-nucleotide messenger RNA. RefSeq names its product zinc finger CCCH-type containing 12D (gene ZC3H12D). The transcript has 6 exons. Gene Ontology annotation, cellular component: cytoplasmic ribonucleoprotein granule; nucleus. Gene Ontology annotation, molecular function: metal ion binding; mRNA binding; RNA endonuclease activity. The record is from RefSeq and is a predicted model, not a curated record. NCBI's taxonomy places the organism in Eukaryota, Metazoa, Chordata, Aves, Coraciiformes, Meropidae. Gene Ontology annotation, biological process: 3'-UTR-mediated mRNA destabilization; nuclear-transcribed mRNA catabolic process, RNase MRP-dependent. The coding region runs from base 1 to 1860 and encodes 619 amino acids.